Messenger RNA from Lobosporangium transversale, 896 nucleotides. RefSeq names its product COP9 signalosome. The coding region runs from base 163 to 807 and encodes 214 amino acids. The transcript has 6 exons. NCBI's taxonomy places the organism in Eukaryota, Fungi, Mortierellomycota, Mortierellomycetes, Mortierellales, Mortierellaceae. Gene Ontology annotation, biological process: COP9 signalosome assembly; protein deneddylation. The record is from RefSeq and is a predicted model, not a curated record. Gene Ontology annotation, cellular component: COP9 signalosome.
CAUCUGUCAACCCUUUGUUUGACAAUUUGACAAUUGAAAUUGAAACUACGCCACUCAAAGAACAGUCCAUGGUUUAGUAGAGAACAAUUGAACGCGUAUAGUUCAGUUGCCCAUUGUCCUUUCUUUCAAUUUCAUCACUCACAACCAUAGCCACACAAAAAAAUGACACAAGCUCAGCAACUUCUCGAACAAGCGGACGCGUCUCUCAAGGCUGGACGUUAUCAGGAGCUUAUCCCUCUUUAUGAACAGCUUGAAUUUCUAAUUUCGGCCAUCGAAAUCGAUGCCGUUCCUCUGAAUACUGUUUAUGAACCACUUCUUGCAUCGUACCUUGUGACCCAUGAUCUGUACUCAGCACGGAGUCUUGUUCAUCGCAUUCCAGAAGAAUAUAGGGCACAAGCACCACAACUAGCAACAUUGAUCCAGGUUUUGGAGAAGAUGCGACAAUGGGAGCGACAGAAUGGCAACUUGAAGGACAUUUAUGCCCUUUUACAUCAGUCGCGCUGGAAUUCAUCACUCGCACCUCUGAUUGCCUUGUUGCAAGAUUCAAUUCAGGACAGGGAGUUAGAUCUUUUGGCCAAGGCAUACACCUCACUACCCGUACAGUUGGCUGCAUCUCGCAUUUCACUCGACGAAAAUACUGCGGCAGAACAGCUUGUUGCUACGCGCGGAUGGAGAUAUGACGCAUCAACGGGUCUACUGUAUCCCAAGGCUCCAGGACCUACGCCCAACCGAUCUGUGGGUUUGCAGGAAUUUGGUCAGCUGGCUGAUAUCGUGGCCCAUUUGGAAGUCAAGCAGGAAUCAUCAUGAACAUUGUAGAUAGCUUAGUUAAUAUAUCAUAUCAUGGAGGUCUCUUUCAAUGGCAGAAAUAAAUCUUGCUACCUGUAGCUUGCACCCCC